Molecule: messenger RNA, 2088 nt
Organism: Sycon ciliatum
Lineage: Eukaryota; Metazoa; Porifera; Calcarea; Leucosolenida; Sycettidae
Source: RefSeq, a predicted model, not a curated record
GCGCAAAACAGGCGCUAUGGUUUGGUUUGGUUGCUGAAGUCGUUUGCAGAGCAAAAGAAGUCCCAUUAUAAGUUAGUUGCCAGUCUUCAUGGUCUUGGCGGUGGCAAGUAGUCGUCGCAGGAUGAUGAACCCUCGUGUUGCUGGAAUUGCCAUGUUUCUGGCCGCUUUCCUGCUGCUGGUAUCGUGUGGAAUCGUCCAAUGUGCUCUGAAUGGUGGCCGGCAACUAGCAGAUUCAGCUCAUCUCACUAUUGACAGGAAGGAUGUUCUUCCAACGAACUUCAAGCUGUUCGGGCUGAAUGAUGUGCUGGGUCCGGUAAUGCAGAUCCCAUACGAUUCAUCGGCUCUAGUCAAUGCAGUGGAGUCGUUAAGAGUGGGUUACCUACGCCAUCCAGGAGGGGCAGUGGCAAACUACUGGAACAUUACCAGUGGUAGAUAUGCAACAACAUGCUCACAUUCUAGCUUGUGCGGCAAUAUGAGUGCGGCCGUCAACAAGUUCCCAGAGGGAACAUUCUCCCCGGCAAACUUUGUGAAGGACUUGGCAUCGCGAACGGGUGCUAAGCUGCCGGUAUUUGAUUUGAAUGUGUUGACAAUGGACGAGGGCACCUGGGACAUGCAGAUCAACACACUGCAGCCGUUCUGUGCCGAUGUGGAGUGCUUUGUUGAAAUCGGCAACGAGCUAUAUCUCAACAAGCAAUACAGGUGGCAUUUUCCCGACGCUUCUACUUACAUGACCCAAUGCAAGUCCCUCAUCACCAAACUUCGGCAACGCUUCCCGAAGGUAAAGAUAUCAGUACCAGCUGGCGGCAUAGGCAGCUUCAUUCCAAAGCACCUGGCAGCUGAUAUAGGAAUAGCGAUGACGCAAGAAGAGAUUGAGUUGGCAGAGUCAUGGUCAGUGACGCUAGCACAGUAUCAACACCUGUUUGAUGCUGUUACAAUCCACGACUACGCCAGUCUCGGACACUCCGAGCACGGGGACAACAUCACGUGGACAUCCUCGCUAGCAACAUGGCCGCAGAUCGCCUACGGUGAAGCAGUCAAGUUCUGCAAGAAAUUGUACAGAGACAAUAUCAGUGUGCUGAUCACGGAGUACAAUGAAGGUCUGGGCGACAGGACUGAGCUGGACCGUGACGGUGGACCUCACGCCCUGAACAUGCUCUCGCAUGUUUUAGUUGGCGUGGAGCAUGGUGAAACAAUACAGUCUAUGCAGUAUCAUGCCUUUCUGAGUGUGGACACAAUGGGUUGGGACCUUCACUCUGGCAUGGUGCGUAUGAAGACAUUCAAUGCCACGCAGGUGUAUGUGAACGGAGUCUCACAGCUGUUUGCUCACCUAUCCUCAGUUGCUGCACAAAGUCAAGACAUGUAUCGUGUAAACAUCACCGGUGGGCCAGUGACACCUAGUACAUUGCCAGAAGGUCUGAGCGGUAAGUCUUGCCUUCAAGCUGCAGCAUUCAGCAGUGUUUCUCAGCUGAACCUGGCCGUCAUCAACCGUUGCAAUGAGCCAGUGACCUGGACACUCAGUGAGGGUGCUGACCAGCAACACAGGGACAGUAUGGGAAGUCUAAAUGUUACGACCUACAACUGUGGGCCAACAGAAGCUGGUGGCUGGGUAGAAAUGCCCAGUGCAAGCGCUGCAUUCCCAUGGCCAGCUCCUCUGUCUAGCAAGACAUCAUCACUUCAAACUCUUGCACCACUUAGCUUCUCUAUUGUUCAAAUGCACGUAACUCCACCCAUAAUAGAAUCAACAUAGAAUCUGAAGGCGUAGGCCGUAAUUAUUAUUUUAGUACGUGGCUGUGGAGUAUAUUAAUGUUCAUGAACUGCAUUUCAAAGUAAAUUUAUGGCAGCAGUUGCACAUGCCAGUACAGUCAUCAAAACUACCUGCAAAGUAGACAGUGGCAUAUGAAGUAAACCAGACACAGAAUCACGUCUUUGUCUACCUAGACGGUUAGAGGCAUUGAACUCACGACAGUAGUUUAGUACACAUAGGAUACUGCAGCAGUGAGCACUUAAACAUUCGCUCAAUACUCGAUUGAUUUUGAGCUGACGCAUGUGAAAAGGCGAUGCAAGAAUGACUUGCUGGUUCGCACUUGG